Messenger RNA from Oikopleura dioica, 561 nucleotides. NCBI's taxonomy places the organism in Eukaryota, Metazoa, Chordata, Appendicularia, Copelata, Oikopleuridae. The record is from the annotation of a GenBank genome assembly.
AUGGAAACCCUUACCAAGUCGCUUAUUUGGUUGAUAAAGCAUAGAAAAAGUCAUCCGAAAAAAGACUUUGACCUUGAGACUCAUUUAUUUUUCGACGACUCUUUCGACAGAACCACAUUUGGAAAGGAAACGAAUAAGUGGGUCAAUCAGUACUUGCGAAUUCUUCAAAGACUGUUCGUUGAAAACGGCGAAGAAAAUGUUAGAAAUCAAGGGAGAAUAAGCGAAACGCCUUAUGGUGAGCGAAUGGUGUUCCGUGCUUUUGGAGCUGAUCUGACUAUUCAUUUGAAGGAUUCUGAAAAAAUCAAGAGAGGAAAAAGAUGGUCGCAAGUUAUGUACAUGAAUUAUCUCUGCAACUGGAAAAUUGGGCAGGAACAGAUGAAAGACUCAAAUGGUAGAAGAGCAGACGAGAAAAAUUCGUUUAUUCUAGCGCUCGAUGGCGACGUCGAUUUUCAACCGAAGGAUUUCGAUCUUGUUCUCUCAAGAAUGCUCAAGUCAUCUAAAAUCGGCGCUUGUUGCAAUCAAAUUCAACCAAACGGAACUGGACCACUGGUUUGGUUUUAG